This is a messenger RNA of Purpureocillium lilacinum, 792 nucleotides long. RefSeq lists its product as uncharacterized. Lineage: Eukaryota; Fungi; Ascomycota; Sordariomycetes; Hypocreales; Ophiocordycipitaceae. The record is from RefSeq and is a predicted model, not a curated record.
AUGGCUUUUCCGUAUCCCCAGGUCGUUCUGCUUGGCGACUCACUGAUACAGCACUCGGCCGAGACGCUCGACGGCUUCUCGCUUCAAUCGGCGCUUCAGACCCGCUGUCUACGACGUUUCGAUGUCAUCAACCGUGGCUUCUCCGGGUGGAACACGGCCAACGCGAUGAAGUUUAUCGACCAGAUCUUCCCUAAGCCUAGCGAGGCAUCUCCGCGCAUCAAAUUCCUGGUUGUCCUGCUCGGGGCCAACGACGCCGUGAUCCCGCUGCCGACCACGACGCAGCACGUCCCACUCGACCAGUACAAGAAGAACCUGACCACCAUAGUCAACCAUCCGCACAUCCUGGCGCACGAGCCCAAGAUCCUGCUCGUCACGCCGCCGCCCGUGGACGAGAUCCGGCUCAAGGAGCUCAACAUGGCAGAGGGUCACCCGUGUGCCGUCCGGACGUCAGCAAUCAGCUCCUCGUACUCGGAGACGGCCCGUCAGGUCGCGCGCGAGAAUGCGCAUGUGGUGUCUAUUGAUCUCUGGAAGGGCAUCAUGGACAAGGCGAUUGCCAUGACGCCCGACGACUACAAGGAGGGCGGCCCACUCCUGGGCACGCCUGACAACGGCAAUCGGGGCGGGCUGGCGUCGUUGCUCCCCGACGGGCUUCACAUGAGCGGCGACGCGUACAGGGUCUUCUACGGCCUACUCAAGCCGCAUAUUGGCGAGGAAUGGGUCAACUUGCCGGUCGAGGACCGCACCGGCUACCUGUUCCCAGACUGGCGGGAGCUGGCGGGACAAGCAGCGUAA